CUCAAAUUGCUGUCAUUAUGUAGGUGGGCAUGUGAGAGAGAUGGGCAUCUCUGUCCUCACCUUAUUAACUGCUCUUCCAUAUUAGCCACAAUCCAGAGUAGGAAGUAUAUCUCAUCUGCAUGCACAACACAUUGAGUGCCUUAUUUUACUGUUCAGCUGAUGCCUCUGCUGCGUCAAAACCUGCUUUGGAGUUUCAGAAGUGGCUUGCAGUCUAAUGUCCUGUCCUGUGAUGGAAAAAUACGGGCCCAAGCCAAGGAUGGAAUCCAAGUAAACAUAGUUAUUGAAUGCUAGGCUUGGAUUUCAUCUGGAACUAGAUGAGGAUUUUAUCUCUUUCAUGACCCAGGCAAGAUCAGCUGCUAUGUCUAAUAAGAAAUUUCAGCUCCAAGAGUCAGAGCAGGAGCAAGAUAAACCUGAUAGUCCAUUUGACAUCUUCACUAAUCUAGAAAGAAAUGAUUUAAGUGAUAAUCUAUCCAGGAAAGAAACUUCCAGCACACCUCUUCCUAAUUCAGAUACAACUGGAGGGGAGUCAAACAGCAAAUCCUCAAGUUAUUUUAUAGCCCUUGAUUCAUCUAUUGAAAAUCUGCAAGAAAGAGCCCAGCAAAUAAUUGAUAAGAUGAAUGAGAAGCGUAAGGAAGACCAAGUGCUCAUGAACAAUUUCCGAGAAAGUCUUUUGAUGAAGGUUUCAAGCUUGGCAGAGAAGUUGGAGGAAAGCAUGUUCCCUGUCUAUGAUCAUCAUAACAAGCUCAUUCAAGAUAAAAUCCAAGAGCUUUACCAGAUCAUGGAGAGGAUCAAACAAAUUGAAACAGAGCUCAGGAAGGUCUGUCACACUGUGGAGAUGUUAUAUAAAGACCUGUGUGAGCAGUCUGAAUUGUGAGUGCAUGGAGAGAGAAAAAGUUGGGGAAUAGUGUUACAUGUCCUUUUGCAUCAUUGGUGAAUGUAAUGGAUAUAUACUUACUUGGUACCCCAAGCCCCUGUAACCUGAGUUCUGACUGUUUUUGUUGUUCUGAAUUUGUUACUUGUUUUAAAAAUACUUUUAAAAAAUAAUGAAGGUGGGGAAAGGAAGAACGUAUUUAAACUGAAAGGAAAAAACUGAAUCCCAGUUAUCAGGAUCAAACUAGACAUGUUCAUAUUAUAUAGCAGAUUUUUGUUAAAUAGCUAAAGUGGAAGGGUGGGGUAGCAGGAUUGGGACCACUGAAUGGCAGGAGGGUGCCUUUACUCCUUUGCCCCUGCCACAGGCCUGGCUGGGCCAAUCUCACACACCUGUUACAUCACAACUGGUAUCAUGGGAGGUGGGAUUCCUAUCACAACACAGUAGGAACAAAGAGUUGAAGGCUCCUCCCCUUCAUUUAAUAAAAAAUCAACUACAAAACCAAACUAUGCAACAGAUAUCACAUUUGGCCCUCAGUAAGCAAAUUUCAGGCACUUUGUUCGUCAUUCUUUGCUUGUGUGUACAAGUCGAAUUAUUCCAGGGUGAAAACUCAAUAAAAUUGGAAAUAUAUUGGCAUGAAAAACUGUACUUUAUUUUUGUUUUACAGGAGUGUUUGAACUACUGCCAUUAUGUCUUAAGGAACUAUAAAUAUAACAAAAUGGCUUGAAAAGA
Molecule: messenger RNA, 1600 nt
Organism: Podarcis muralis (Common wall lizard)
Lineage: Eukaryota; Metazoa; Chordata; Lepidosauria; Squamata; Lacertidae
Source: RefSeq, a predicted model, not a curated record